CUUAAGCUUUAAUUUAGAUUUUUAAAUAUGGCAACUAGGACUAACUUUUCCAUGUUAUUUCUGGUUGUUUCAGGCAUAGUUAUGGUGAUGUUGUGGGUCCUCCCAGCCAAGGCCGAUGGUGAACUUAGAGAAACCAACAUGACUGUCUACUUUCAGGACUACUCAGGCGGUCCUAACGCCAGUAGCCUUCCAAUGGUAGGCUUUCCUGGCAAGAUCUGGUCUGUCACCGACUUUGGAACACUCCUUGUGACUGAUGACCGCAUGACAGAAGGUCCGGAACUCACAUCAGCCACAAUUGGACGUGGGCAAGGUAUAUCCGUCACAGGUUUGGAUGGCCUCAACGCUUAUGUGUCCUUUUCAAUUGUCUUCACCAACGAGGCCUACAACGGUAGCACCAUAGAGGUACAAGGUAAUAGCAACCAAUUCAAGGCCGUCAGAGAAUAUGGUGUGGUUUCCGGAACGGGCAAAUUCCGAUAUGCCAGGGGCUAUGUUACCGUCGAGACUAUUUCCUACGACCGGUCUACUUAUUACGCGCUUCUCCGCGUCAAUGUUUCAGUCCGUCACUACUAGUUUAA
Messenger RNA from Durio zibethinus, 575 nucleotides. Its product is annotated as dirigent protein 22-like. NCBI's taxonomy places the organism in Eukaryota, Viridiplantae, Streptophyta, Magnoliopsida, Malvales, Malvaceae. The record is from RefSeq and is a predicted model, not a curated record.